GCGCGGCAGGGCCCGGCCGGACCCCCCGGGACCCGCGGCAGGGCCGGGGCAGACCCAGAGCGCGCACAAGUAUAAAAAAAAUUAAAAAAAAAAAUGGAAGAGGAUAAGAAAAAGAAGAAACCAGAAGAGCAAGUUCAAGAACCUGAAUCAGAUUUACCAGAAGCCUUACUAGAAUAUCACAUUGUGGCAAAAGACGCAGCAAUUGAACGGGUUUUGUUUCAUCUGGAAGAGUUGGAAGAAACGAUCAAAGAAAAUCUUAAAAGAAAUGUUGUUCUGAAGGAGGAACAGAAGGUGCUUAUCAGAUGCUUAGUAAGACAAAUAGAAGAAAAGGAGAACAAACGAGAUGACAAGGAGGUUGUAACCAGGGAUGAUGUGGAAGAGUCACUGAAAGCAGUUUUUCAGUUUGUGAAGGACAAAGAACAACUUCUUCAAGAUCUACGCUCCCAAAUUGAAGAAACUAAGAAAAUAAUUUCAGAAAAGCAGCGUGAGAGAGAUUAUUGGUUGGAGUACAAAAAUGUCGGAAGUAAAAUACAUGCUGAGAAGAUCAGCAGUCUGGAAAAAGACAUUGCAGAAGUCAAAUAUGAACUUGAAAGAACUGAAGAAUAUUAUAGAGAAGCUUUGAAGGUAGUGAGAGAAGAAAAUCAGAAACUGUUUGACAGACACAUGAAGUUACUCAGUGAAGAGGCUCUUAAGAAUGCUGUGGGAUACUUAGACAAACACUGUCGCAGAGAGAUUGAAGAGAAUGAGUGGCUAAAAGAAGAGGUUAAGAUCUACCGAAAGGCACAUAGUGAUUUGGAAGCUUCUGUUCAGCUCCUGGAAGAAGAAAAUACCAGCUUAGUGGCAAAACUGAUUGAUACCAAACUUCAGCAUCUGAGAGUACAAGGGCAUUUGUUUCAUACAAAGGGAGCUGGCUUGCAAGAAGAGCUUCCAAAGGAUGAAAUGAAAAGGGAAAAUAGAGUAUAUGCAGCAAAGGCAGAUGGAAAGAGCCUCAGAAGUGCCUUUCCAAAGAUUCUGCCUAAAACAGAUUAUGAGAAGCCUCAAGACAGUGAUGAAGAGCUGUGGAAAAAAUUCUUCUCUCCAGCUCUGGACAGUUCAUUGUGUGAAGAUGAAGAUUUCCAGGCAUACUCAAAACUGGGACCUCUGAAGAGAAGGCUGUAUGUGGUUGGAGAAGCUGCGCCUACUUGUAAGGAACCAGAAGAAAUGCCAAGCAGGAGUCACAAAGAAGAGGACACUUUUGGUAAAUCAGAUGGGCAUAUCACAGCUGAGAUGAUCAAGGCUUUAUUUAAGGAAAAUGUUGAUGAAAACUAGACAAGCUCUGCUGUUGACACAGAAGUGUAACAUUCUCAGUUCAUUAAAUAUUUGCUCUCUUCUGUGUGGCAUGGGGCUUUGAGGAAAUACUUUAGAGUGCCUGAAUCAUGAUUAUAAGUUUCAUGAGAGGUAUGUCUGUGUGCAGAGGCUAAUUGAAAAGUUCCUUUUCUUACCACUGAGAGAGGUCUUGUGCACUUUUUGGGGUAUUCAGUCCACAUAGCAGCACAUAUAUCUACUAAAAGAUCCAAACUACUAUUUAGUUUGUAUGGUCUCCACUUGCAGUGUGGAAUUCCCUCUUGAUCAGACAGUGAAGGGGUAAAUGCAGGCUGCCAUAGAACAUAGAACUGUUACAAAAUACUUAAUACUCUGCUAAAGCAGAAUUCAUUUAUGCAAACAUAAUUCAACUAUUGCUAUAAAUUGAGUGUUUGAAUGCUUUUUUAUCUGUCUCCAUAAGACCCCUACUUAAAUACAUGGAAAUAAACAAAAAAUAAUUUAAAAACAAUUUAAAACCAGCAUAAAAAUCUCUAAGGUCUUAAAUACUUUGUUUAGAAUUGGCCAAAUAUAUUGUGUAAGCCCAUGUCCUUGGUUUGUGGCUGGUCUCUGUGAACAUGUAUCUUAGUGCAUUGAUGCAGUGGGGAGGUUUCCCUCUGGUUCCUUCUCAGAAGCACACAACAGUUCCUUCUCACAUGUAGGCUCUGACCCAUGCAUUUCCUCACUAGAAACUUGUGACAGUAUUGAAUAAUCGGAUUUAAACCCUUGCCAGGUUAAUCAGCUGUUUGGAAUAAAGAUUUUUUAAAAAUUUA
Messenger RNA from Corvus hawaiiensis (hawaiian crow), 2111 nucleotides. RefSeq names its product coiled-coil domain containing 83 (gene CCDC83). The transcript has 11 exons. Lineage: Eukaryota; Metazoa; Chordata; Aves; Passeriformes; Corvidae. The coding region runs from base 94 to 1308 and encodes 404 amino acids. The record is from RefSeq and is a predicted model, not a curated record.